CUUUUUCUUUUGCUUUUCCGUUUCCCGUAAAAAAAGAAACACAAAAGGAAACCUUUAAAUUCUCUCGUUUCCUCUCAGAAUAUUCUUCUUCUUCUUCUUCGUCAUUGUCUGCUAGGGUUUCUUUGAACUCUUUUCAUUUGACCAAAAUGGCGGAUUUGCCGGAGUCGCCUUGUCGGAACACUAACGUUGUUUCCCGCGAUAUUCCCAUUGAUGUUUCCGGAGAUGAUUCCAAUUGUGCUGAUUCUUCAGGUUGUUCAAGUGAUAUGCCUGAUGUUGAAAUUGUCACUGAAGAUGAUAAGAGUUCUUCAGCAUCAGGUAAUCAUGCAUACUAUCAUUAUUGCACAAAAACGACUCUACCAUGCUUUACUGAAAGGACUUUGGCUGGACAAAACAUGCAUGCUGAAGCAUCUACUUCUGCCAUAGAUUCAGGAUCUAAUCAGCUAUCAAAAUCUCGGAGACUAACACAAAGCAAACUGGUUAAAUAUGCGUCCAAAUUUUUGGAUGAUACAGUUCCAUUUACAAAGAAGAUCAAGUGGUUGCCUCGACUUGCUAUUGUGAAACAUGAUGGAACUGUACAAUGUCAUUUUCCUACUGAUAUGAAACCACAUGCACUUGAUUAUGUCGUUUGCUCUGAGAAAGAUGAUAUAGACCCAACAGAUAUCCCAAAUAUACCUCCACUGCAAAUAGUAAUGCUUAUUGUGGGAACACGAGGAGAUGUACAACCAUUUGUUGCUAUUGGAAAACGUUUACAGGCAGAUGGUCAUAGGGUUAGAUUGGCAACACACUCAAAUUUUAAAGAUUUCGUUUUGGAUGCUGGGUUAGAGUUCUACCCUUUAGGGGGAGAUCCAAAAGUUCUUGCUGGCUAUAUGGUCAAGAAUAAAGGAUUCUUGCCGUCAAAUCCUUCGGAAAUUCCUGUUCAGAGGCAACAAAUGAAGGAUAUAAUAUUUUCUCUUCUUGAUGCAUGCAAGGACAACGAUCCUCACAGUGGUGUUAAAUUUGAAGUAGAUGCCAUAAUUGCCAAUCCUCCAGCAUAUGGACAUACACAUGUUGCAGAGGCGCUAAAUGUACCACUUCAUAUAUUCUUCACUAUGCCAUGGACGCCUACUAGUGAAUUUCCCCAUCCUUUAUCUCGUGUUAAACACGCAGCUGGUUACAGACUUUCAUAUCAUAUUGUUGAUGCCCUAAUAUGGCUGGGAAUACGGGACAUGAUAAAUGAGUUCAGGAAGAAAACGCUGAAGUUGAGACCUGUUACCUAUUUGAGAGGAUCCUAUAGCUCUCCUCCAGAUGUGCCUUACGGGUAUAUAUGGAGCCCUCACCUUGUUCCCAAACCAAAAGACUGGGGAAAGAAUAUUGACGUGGUCGGCUUUUGUUUCCUUGACCUGGCAUCCAGUUAUAAGCCACCAGAGUCGCUGCUUAAAUGGAUCGAUGCUGGUGAUAAGCCUAUCUAUAUUGGUUUUGGUAGUCUGCCUGUUCAACAACCAGGAGAGAUGACCAAGAUUAUAGUACAAGCUCUAGAGAAAACUGGACAAAGAGGCAUUAUAAACAAAGGCUGGGGUGGUCUUGGCGAUUUGGAAAAACCGAAGGACUUUGUGUACUCACUAGACAACUGCCCCCAUGACUGGCUAUUCGAACGAUGUGUGGCUGUGGUUCAUCACGGUGGAGCUGGAACUACUGCUGCUGGUCUCAAAGCUGCGUGUCCAACGACUAUUGUUCCUUUCUUCGGGGACCAGCCUUUCUGGGGUGAGCAAGUCCAUGCCAAAGGAGUAGGUCCUGCACCCAUUCCGAUUGAUGAGUUCUCACUUGACAAGCUGAUCGAAGCAAUACGCUUUAUGCUGAAACCUGAGGUGAAAGAACGUGCUGAUGAGUUAGCAAGAGCCAUGGAAGGUGAGGAUGGAGUUGCAGGUGCAGUAAAAGCCUUCUAUAAACAUUUUCCUGUUGGAAAAUCUAAGGACGAACCUGAUACAACCCAAACUCAUCAUCAUUCGGGAGUAUUCUCGAUAAGACGUUGUUUUGGUCAUGCAUAAUUCUGGUGUUGUAACAUGUUUUGAUCAUAGUUGUCUCCCUUCAACGUGGCCAAAGAUGGGGGAAAUAGUAAGAAAAAUUUCGAGUUUCCAUUUUUUGAAAUGGUAUUCAUCAGAAUGAACCAUUAUCACUCAGAUUUGAAGUGCCAACAGAGCACUAAUCACUCGCUCUUUGGGGUUGUUGAGAGUAAUAUUUGUUGUAUUUUGGUUCAAAUAAUUUUAAAUAUAUAAAUUACAUGGUUUAAUUA
Messenger RNA from Gossypium arboreum, 2269 nucleotides. Its product is annotated as sterol 3-beta-glucosyltransferase UGT80A2-like. Gene Ontology annotation, molecular function: hexosyltransferase activity; UDP-glycosyltransferase activity. NCBI's taxonomy places the organism in Eukaryota, Viridiplantae, Streptophyta, Magnoliopsida, Malvales, Malvaceae. The record is from RefSeq and is a predicted model, not a curated record. The transcript has 15 exons. The coding region runs from base 147 to 2024 and encodes 625 amino acids. Gene Ontology annotation, biological process: carbohydrate metabolic process.